GCUGCUAAUGCUGCUGUUUUGUUGCUUCUGCUGUUACUGGGGCUGCUUUGUAAAAUAAUAUUGGCUCUGCCAGCUCAGAUGUGCAAUAGUCUAGAACUAGCACAGAGACAAUUCUGACUCCAGGUGCACUAUUGGCUCCAUAAGUUAAAAAACAUCUGGACUGUAAGUCUGUCAGCAGGAAGAGGUGUGGAUUUGGGGGUUGAGAGUGGAAGGGGGAGGAUUUCCAGCUUGGAUGUGUUUUGCUCCUUUUGCUUUGAAGCCUGAUGUCUCUCUGUUGCCACUGGUAGAGCAGGGAAGCUGUGGUGCCCCUCUGAGUAAGGCUCAGCUGCUUUCACUCUCUGUCACCAGAAGCACCGGAGCACUUCGGAAAGGAAUAGAAAAGCCAUGCCCGACAGCGUCACCCCCAACAGCAACAGAUUGAAUGGAAGUGCCAGUCACUUGGAUGCAACUCUAAUUACUUGCACAGAAACAGUGAGUUUCACUGAAGUGCUGGUGGAAGAGGAAUGGGGAUCCUUUUAUUAUUCCUUUAAGACAGAACAACUUGUGACCCUUUGGAUCCUUUUUGUUCUAACAGUUGUGGGGAACUCGAUUGUUCUGCUCUCCAUUUGGAAGAGGAAGAGGAAAUCCAGGAUGACUUUUUUUGUUACUCAACUAGCCAUAACAGAUUGCUUCACUGGCCUUAUAAAUAUAAUGACGGAUAUAAUUUGGCGCUUCACUGGGGAUUUCAUGGCUCCUGAUCUUGUCUGCCGAAUUGUUCGCUAUUUUCAGGUUGUACUGCUUUAUGCUUCCACCUAUGUUCUGGUAUCACUAAGCAUAGACCGAUAUCACGCCAUAGUUUAUCCAAUGAAAUUCUUUCAAGGAGAAAGGCAAGCGAAAAUUCUCAUUGUGAUUGCUUGGGGCCUCUCUUUCUUGUUUUCAAUUCCAACUCUCAUCAUAUUUGGGAAGCGGCAACUGUCCAAUGGGGAGGUGCAGUGUUGGGCUGUUUGGCCAGAUGAUUCUUACUGGAUCCCUUAUAUGACCACAGUCGCUUUCCUGGUGUAUUUCAUUCCUCUGAUCAUUAUCAGUGUCAUUUACUUCAUCGUGAUUCGAACAAUAUGGACUAAGAGUAAAGCCCAUGCUAUAAUUGUGUCCAACUGUUCUGAUGGCAAAUUCUGCACAAGCUAUACUCAUCGAGGACUCAUAUCAAAGGCAAAAAUCAAAGCUGUCAAGUACAGUGCGGUAAUAAUCCUUGCAUUUGUGCUCUGCUGGAGUCCUUACUUUCUCUUUGACAUCCUGGACAACUUCAGCAUCCUCCCAGAAACCAAAGAACGCUUCUAUGCAGCAGUAAUUAUUCAGAAUCUGCCAGCUCUAAACAGUGCCAUCAAUCCCAUCAUCUAUUGUAUCUUCAGUGACACCCUUUGCCAAGCUUUCAGAUCAAGAAGGCGGUCAGGAAAUCUGGGGACUUUCAGAGAGAGAACAGAAGGACAAGAGAUGCAGGUUCUAUCCAAGCCAGAAUAUAUUUAAAGAUUGUGUAUUACUACAAAGACCACAUUGAAUCUGCAGGGUGAAAUUCAAAAAUAUUUGGAUUGCCAUAAGCAGCAGUUCUAACUGGAGGUCAGCUGUUACCAACAGUGCUAUGGAUUUCGAAGAGGCAUGACUAGAGUGUAAAAGGGAGAAGCAUGCAAAGAGGAAGAGCAUCAAGAAAACCCUUGUUGGGAUCACCUUCCAUUUGGAAAUCUAUGUCCUCAUUGUGAAAGACCGUGGAGAUCUAGAAUAGGUCUCUACAGUCACUUAUGGACCCACCACCAGGACUUUCUCCUUGGAAGACAAUCAUACUCAGCCACAAGUGAUAGCCUAUUAGGAUGAUGGACUCAAAUAACAUGUACCACAUAUCCAUUAACUGUGAAUUCGCAUUCCUAAAAGUAAUAUGCAACUUACGUUGAUAUACACAUAGAAUAUGCACUGAACACCAGGAACACAGGGAAUAGGCAAAGAAGCUCACAAUGGGAUGGCCUGGGUCCGUGUCCUCAAUGGAAUUUCGUGUUAUGGAGGAAACAGUUUGCCAUGAAAGAUACCGUUUCUGGCAACAUCUCUAUGGCAUCAGUGAUGCUUAUGCUAUCUGCCAGUAUUCCUUUGCCACAAUUUCUCAGGGAAACCUUUUUCCUUGGCAUUCGUUCUCUAUCUUUAAAGCAACUGCCUUUAUCUUUGAUCCCUGCCAGGCAAGUUAUUUUAAUAUUACUGUGAAUUUCAUCUUGAUUUCAUUUGUGCCUUCUCUUAUUGUGUGAUAUGCUUGUAUAUGGUUUCAUCAAGUAUUAUUGUGCUUUUCAUAUUUGUAGCUGGAAUUCUUGUUUUCUUUUAUAAAGAGGCAUUUGCUGAA
This is a messenger RNA of Anolis carolinensis (green anole), 2356 nucleotides long. It is a transcript of the gene npsr1, whose product is annotated as neuropeptide S receptor 1. Gene Ontology annotation, molecular function: vasopressin receptor activity; neuropeptide receptor activity. Lineage: Eukaryota; Metazoa; Chordata; Lepidosauria; Squamata; Anolidae. Bases 385 to 1503 code for a protein of 372 amino acids. The record is from RefSeq and is a predicted model, not a curated record. Gene Ontology annotation, biological process: neuropeptide signaling pathway; positive regulation of release of sequestered calcium ion into cytosol. The transcript has 10 exons. Gene Ontology annotation, cellular component: cytoplasm; plasma membrane.